Cydia splendana is the source of this 2346-nucleotide messenger RNA. Its product is annotated as longitudinals lacking protein, isoforms H/M/V-like. Gene Ontology annotation, cellular component: nucleus. The coding region runs from base 199 to 1476 and encodes 425 amino acids. The record is from RefSeq and is a predicted model, not a curated record. Gene Ontology annotation, biological process: regulation of transcription by RNA polymerase II. Gene Ontology annotation, molecular function: protein binding; DNA binding. The transcript is spliced from 8 exons. NCBI's taxonomy places the organism in Eukaryota, Metazoa, Arthropoda, Insecta, Lepidoptera, Tortricidae.
CUCAAACAUAUUUUUUUACAUGGGCAACACAUAUCGGCGUGGGUUUUGGUGAACGAUUGUUGGCGUGGGUUGAUUCAUAACAAUUUACGUAUAUUUUUAACGAAAACUGGACAGAAAACAGAAAAGACGAUUAAAUUAUUAUAUUAUGGUAAGGAGUUGGAGUCCUUCAAAGCACACUGAAUAACACAGGCCGCCGCGAUGUCGCAGCAAUACAGCCUCAGGUGGAACAACCACCAGCCGAACUUCAUAUCCAUGUUCACGACGCUGCUGAACACCCAGACCCUGGUGGACGUGACCCUCGCGGCGGAGGGCAAGCAUCUGCAGGCGCACAAGAUCGUGCUCUCAGCGUGCAGCACUUACUUCCAGGCGCUAUUCGUCGAUAACCCAUCCCAGCACCCCAUUGUGAUCCUCAAAGAUGUGAGCUUCGCAGACCUGCGAACCAUGGUGGAUUUCAUGUACUGCGGGGAGGUCAAUGUUACUGAGGAGCAGUUGCCACAGGUGUUAGACACAGCCAAGCACCUAAAGAUCAAAGGCCUCACCGAGAUGCCGGAGACGACCUCCCUCACCCGCUCACAAGGCAACGAGAUGCAGUCGCAGGCGGACUCGCUGGACUCGAACCGGCACUCGGCCUCGCCCGCCACCUCGCCCAACACCAAACGGAAAAGGUACGGAAUACGCAGAAAAAGCUCAACCGGUUCCACGUCGCUCAACAUGGUCGAGGAGCACCGCGAGGAGCAGCAGGAGCCCGCGCGCGAGUCCGUCACGCUCAGCAGCCUGCCGCGCAGGCGCGAGUAUGAAGACACGCAUCAGAACACCGACCCCCACAUGAACGUGGAACCAUUGCCCAUGGAGGGAGGCUCCGCCGGUCUACCGCAAGGGGCCCAGUGGAGUAUGAUGGACACGUACCCCCGAUACUCCAACGCGUGUCUCGGCCUCCAACACGACCCGGCCAUGUAUAUGGGCAACGUCAUCAACCAGCACAUGGAGAACGACAUCAACGAGUACGCCCAAGCAGUCGGAGUGACGGGACCCAGCCCCGGACCGAGCUGCGUCCCCGAAGCACAAGUCACUCAAGAACAAACCCCCCAACAACCCAAGAGGCGCAGAGCCACCAACCCACAGUCAGAAGAGAACUUCCAAAGGGCAUUGGAAGCAGUGCGCUUCGGCGGCAUUGGCUUCUGCAAAGCCGCUCGAAUGUUCGGAGUCAACAACAGAACACUGUGGCUCGAAUACAAGAAGAAAGGCUACCCCAACAACCGACCCAGCAUCAAAUCCCGCAUCAAAAGGGAACACACCACCCCCCCGCCAGAACACAAAGAGGACCCCCCACUACAGGAACAGCAGAUGGUCCUCUGCCCCCCACACCCAGUCCCGGUCGGCUUCAUCGACUCCCGACCCUUAGACUUCAACCUACAAGGCGUCCCGCACAACUCCCCCCUCAACAUUUUAGGGGUGAACUUCAAUAACAUGCAAUAGAAUACCGCGUGCGGGGCUCCCGUUGAAGAGUACCACUUGUGACAAGAGUGGGCGGGCGAGCCGCCGGCCACCCCGCCGAGAGUCCCGCGCUACGAUAUUUAUACGCACAUGCUGAUGUAAAUAGUUACCGGUCAGCCGGCCUGGGGGUGUCUGGCUGUAGUUAAACCUUCACACACUCAUGUCGAGCCUUCGACCGCAAAACACGCAAGUCUACAGCCAAUGACGUGCACUACAAGGUUCACGAUCACGCGCUGAACACGAUCUGAUUUUAGGUGACAAAAACUGUUUAUUAGCGGUCUGUAACUAGGUUUUGGUCACAAUAACUGGUUCUUAUUGGGCAACAACUGGUUUUUCGUCCCUGAUAACUGCUAUUGGGUGACCGUAAUUAGUUUUUAGCGUUCAAUAACUGGUAUUUAGAAAUUUAUUGACACUAAUGACUAAACUAGUUUUUGACCACCAGUUUUUCUACGCCAAAAGGUAUUUUUCUACAGUCAGUAGGUACCCAGGUAUUAAAGUAGGUCCAGUAUUAAAGAACCCCACCUAUGACGUCAUACCUCUAUAUAGCAAUAACUGGUGGGACGCCACAAUGCCUUUUCUACUCAGGUUGAUGACGUCAUAGUUAUUGGGUGGCGCGGUCAGUAAACGCGAAGAUCGAGCUGUACUACACUAGAGGACAAUGGAAACGGGUCACUGUAUGACCAGUUUUGAUAUCAUCUGAGUGCGGGAAAAUUACACCCAAGCAUUUAUACCCAGUGUUUUAAAUUUUAAAAGUUGCUUGGUAAAGUAAUUUUCUUUUAUAUUUUGUCUUAAAACAUGGCAUGGCAAUGACAAGUAAAUAGUAAAGACAGCUAUCAGAAAAUAAAAAAUGCG